Gorilla gorilla gorilla (western lowland gorilla) is the source of this 780-nucleotide messenger RNA. RefSeq lists its product as uncharacterized. The transcript is spliced from 3 exons. Bases 31 to 780 code for a protein of 249 amino acids. The record is from RefSeq and is a predicted model, not a curated record. Lineage: Eukaryota; Metazoa; Chordata; Mammalia; Primates; Hominidae.
CUGAGAGUCCUGGACCUCCUGUGCAAGAACAUGAAACACCUGUGGUUCUUCCUUCUCCUGGUGGCAGCUCCCAGAUGGGUGCUGUCUCAGGUGCAGCUGCAGGAGUCGGGCCCAGGACUGGUGAAGCCUUCACAGACCCUGUCCCUCACCUGCACUGUCUCUGGUGGCUCCAUCAGCAGUAGUGAUUACUACUGGAGCUGGAUCCGGCAGCCCUCCGGGAAGGGACUGGAGUGGAUUGGGUAUAUCUAUUAUAGUGGGAGCACCUACUACAACCCCUCCCUCAAGAGUCGAGUCACCAUAUCAGUAGACACGUCCAAGAACCAGUUCUCCCUGAAGCUGAGCUCUGUGACCGCCGCGGACACGGCCGUGUAUUACUGUGCGAGAGGCACGGUGAGGGGAGGUGAGUGUGAGCCCAGACACAAACCUCCCUGCAGGGAGGCGGAGGGGGCGGGCGCAGGUGCUGCUCAGGGCCAGCAGGGGGCGCGCGGGGCCCACAGAGCAGGAGGCCGGUGCACUGUUGGCCUGGUGGAGCCCUCGCAGACCCUCUCCCUCACCUGUGCUGUCUCCGGAUUUUCCAUCACAACCAGUGCUUCCUGCUGGAGCUGGAUCCACGAGUCCACAUGGGAAGGACUGCAGUGGAUCAGGCGCACACGUCAUGAAGGGAGCAAAAAUUCCCACCCACUCCUUAUGAAUCCAGUCACCAUCUCCAAAUUCGGGUCCAAAAAACACUUGUUUUUACAGUGGAGCUAUGUGAGCAACAAGCUCACAGCCAUGUUUUAA